AUGAACUCCCUACGCACCACUGCCGCCCGCACUGUCCGCAUCCCUCGCGCGCCUUUCGCGCCUGCUACACGUUGUCUGCACAUCACUAGCCCGCUGCGAUCCGGAACCGACAAGACACACGCUAAUGCCGACCCAAACUCUUCUUUCGUCCCAAAGAAAGUCCAAGAAAAGCUGCCUGAGGAGGUCGAGAAUGCGGUGCCCAAUACUGUACACGACACUUCCGACAACAAGUCGAAGAGCCAUGCAACUGGCCCGAGCGUAGUGCCAGAAUCCAUCCAGGAGGCCGCCCCUGAAAGUGUGGAAAGAGCAUUGCCGGAGAGUAUUCAUCCGACAGAAGGCAAGCAGGGUCGCUGA
Cyphellophora attinorum is the source of this 354-nucleotide messenger RNA. RefSeq lists its product as uncharacterized. The record is from RefSeq and is a predicted model, not a curated record. The transcript has 2 exons. The coding region runs from base 1 to 354 and encodes 117 amino acids. NCBI's taxonomy places the organism in Eukaryota, Fungi, Ascomycota, Eurotiomycetes, Chaetothyriales, Cyphellophoraceae.